AGAUCCGGUUCGAGCGAGAUAAGUCUGCCACACUAAGCUCGAUUUGGUUGGUCGGGAAGCGCCCCUUCCGGAUGAGACCGUGCGAUCUCGCGCUUCUUCCGCUCCGCUCCGCUCCGUCCCGUUGCAGAUAUUUGACUCUUCGACCCUUCGUUUGGAGUUAUUGCAAACAUCGGAGGCGAUGACGGUGGCUCCUCUCCCUUCCAUCUCUUCCUUCCCAAGUUCAGCGCCUGCCAGACCUAAGCUCUCACUCUUCCUCUCCGUACUCCCCCUAAAGAAGGGUUUCUCCAGGGUCUUGGCCGCCUCCUCCCUCGCCACCGUUCCCCCCAACCCCAAAGACGACUCCUUCACCCUCCCUAACUGGAGGAACUCCGGGAACGGGUCCCGGAGCAAACAGCUCCGGCUCCACGACGCCUUCCUCCAACUCGAGAACAUGGUCGCGGAGGGACAGAAGCCCAACGCAUCUCACGCCACACAGCUCCUCUACGGUUUCUGCAAGUCCAACAAGAUCCGGAAGGCCAUUCGCGUCAUCGAGUUGAUGGUCGCCUCCGGAGCCACACCUGACCCGUCUACUUACACUUUCCUAGUGAACCAUCUCUGCAGACGGGGCAAUAUCGGAUACGCCAUGCAAUUGGUCGAUAAAAUGGAGGAGCUUGGGUUUCCGCCUUCCACCAUCAUCUACAACUCCCUUGUCCGGGGCCUUUGCAUCCAUGGCAGUUUGCAGCAAAGCUUGCAGCUUUUGGAGAAGUUGAUGCACAGGGGGUUAGUUCCCAAUGUGUUUACCUACACGUUUUUGUUAGAAGCGGCAUACAAGGAAAAGGGGGUUGAUGAGGCUGUCAGGCUACUUGAUGAGAUCGUCGCCAAGGGUGGGAAGCCUAAUCUGGUCAGCUACAAUGUUCUUCUUACCGGGUUUUGCAAGGAAGGUAGGUUGGAGGAGGCAAUGCACUUCUUCAGGAAGCUGCCAUCCAAAGGUUUUAGGCCCAAUGUUGUAAGCUACAACAUUCUAUUGAGGAACUUGUGUUACGAAGGCAGAUGGGAUGAGGCAGAGGAACUCUUAGCUGAGAUGGCCGAGAAAAAAUGUGAUCCCAGCAUUAUUACAUAUAAUAUCCUAAUAGGUUCACUUGCCAAUCAUAGUAGAACAGAACAAGCCCUAGACAUCUUGGAGGAGAUGAUGAACAAUGGAUUUAAGCCUGUAGCUGCGAGCUUUAACCCUAUAAUUGCACAAUUCUGCAGGGAGGGAAGAUUGGACAUGGUUCUCAAAUACGUGGAUAUCAUGAUGCAUAAGCAUUGCCCUCCUAAUGAAGGGACUUGUAAUGCGAUCGCUGUGCUGUGUGAAGAAGGCAAGGUGGAAGAUGCGUUCUCCAUAUUGCAAAGCUUGAGUAAGAAGCAGAAUGUUUCAACAAAUGAGUUCUUCAAAAAUGUGAUAUCAUUCUUGUGUAAGAAAGGCAACACCUUUGCAGCUUUCCGGUUGUUGCAUGAAAUUACAAAACAUGGAUUCACUCCUGAUUCUUUCACCAAUUCCUCUCUGAUUAGAGGCCUUUGCUUGGAAGGUAUGUUAGAUGAAGCUAUUGAGCUUUUUGAAGUAAUGGAGGAAAAUGACCACAAACCCAGUAUAGACAACUAUAACGCACUUAUCCUCGGAUUGUGCAAGGCUCAGCGAACAGAUCUGUCAUUCGAAAUAUAUGAGUCAAUGAUCGACAAGGGUUAUUUACCUAAUGAAAUGACAUACACCAUUAUAGUUGAAGGAAUUGCUCGUGAGGAUGAAUUAGAUUUGGCUGCAGAGGUGUUGAGAGAGUUGCACUCUAGAGACAUCCUGAGCCAAAGUACAAUUGAGCGAAUCACUAUGCGAUAUGACUUGGAUUAACUUCUAGUAGACUGCCAGUGUCUAAAUAAAAAGUUAAUGAGUUGGACUUGAGAUACAUUUCAAAAUUUUGGACUUGAAGAAAUGUAAUGAAUCACUGAUUUCCACUAUCAGCAGAGAGUGCCAUUCAGAAUACUCUCACUUACAUUUUCAGUUUUGAGAAAUUGUGUUUUUCUUUUCAAACUGUUGAUGCUCUUACAAGGGCUACUUUGGUUAAAUUGGUGACCCAUCUGUUCUGAAUUUUUCCUGAAUUAGUAAAGCAGUAUCUUGGUCACUGGUUGACUUCAUGCUGUCCCUACUUCUCCUAUCAUUGAUAGUUGGUGCUGUUUCAUGCUUCUGCAGAAAAACCAAAUAGAAAGAGUUGUGCAGAUCGCAUGAGGUUUAAACAGACACCUAAAUCUUUAUCUGCCCUUCCCACCAAUAUGAAGAUGGCCAGCAUGAGAGUUGACUAUUUGUUGAUAACAAUCAUGAAUACCAACCAGCUGAUCUCAUUAUCUCAGCCAGUCAAAAGCAAUCGGCCAAAAGUAUCAAAAGUUGAAGAUUUCAAGUUGAGCUCAUGAAUUUUUGGAUUGUAUUUACGAUAAACUGAAUCUGAAUACUUAACAGAGAAAUUUGAAAAUUUGUUUUAGUUCA
Molecule: messenger RNA, 2491 nt
Organism: Zingiber officinale
Lineage: Eukaryota; Viridiplantae; Streptophyta; Magnoliopsida; Zingiberales; Zingiberaceae
Product: pentatricopeptide repeat-containing protein At1g79080, chloroplastic-like
Exons: 2
Coding region: 179-1861 (560 amino acids)
Molecular function (GO): protein binding
Source: RefSeq, a predicted model, not a curated record